UGAUGAACAGGGAGUUCUGUUAUUUUCAAUCAUUUGUUUCAGCUUGUUUUCUGUCUCGUGCCCUUGUCAGUCUGAGUUGGUCAGUCUUUUAGUCACAUAUACACGGCACAGAAUUAGUGUAUCCGUGGGGUUAAAUACCACGAGCUUGUUACGCCCCUAUAUAAUUUGUGCACGCGACUAAAGUUUGUCAAACUAACGGGAAACUGCGUGCUGUAGUGAAGGCGAAAUUCACUUCUAGCAAAAACGUUUAGCUGCUUAUAGAGCAACACUUUUAUUAAACUAUUUUUCUAAAUGGCACUAUUUCCCAGAUGUCUGCUUCACGGUGUCAUUUUUCCGGUCAAAAAGAUGAAUGGACUGCGAGUGAUCCCCAAAUCCAUAACUAUACACGAGUACGCUCGCUACAACAGUAAUUCUGCAGGUAUAAGAGAACGCACCCUUAUAGCAGUCAAACCUGAUGGAGUCCAGAGGCGUCUCAUCGGUCAGAUCAUCCAGCGCUUUGAGAUCCGAGGGUUCCAACUUGUUGGUCUGAAAAUGCUGCAGGUGUCCGAUGAGCUGCUGUCACAGCAUUACAUGUCCCUGUGCAAGAAAUCCUUCUAUCCCAGUCUGCUACACUACAUGACCUCCGGCCCUGUGGUUGCCAUGGUUUGGGAGGGGAAUAAUGUGGUGAGGUCAUCCCGAAUGCUGGUUGGAAAUACAAACCCAGCUGAGGCUCCUCCCGGAACAAUUCGAGGAGACUUCUGCAUUCACAUCAGCAGGAAUGUGAUCCACGCAUCUGACUCGGUUGAGAUGGCUCAGAAAGAAAUCGCUCUCUGGUUCCAAAGCUCAGAGCUGAUUGAAUGGGAGUGCUGUGACCAUGGCAACUUCUAUCAGUUGUGAAUGGAAAGGUGAUGGACCAAAGCAGAGAGAGAAUUCACCUUAUUCAUGCAGUGGCCAUUGUAAACCAAAACGAGGCUAUGGGGCACACAAACCAUAGGAUUGUUGUGUUCUAUGCAUUCACCAGUAGGUGGCAAGAACGCAUUAAUGAUAGUGUUGGGGAAGUAGUGUUUGCUCGUUACUUCUUUACUUUUAAAGUAAGUAACUUUUUACGUUACUUUUAUGUUGCUCGACUUUGGGCAGAACCCAAUAUCUGUUCCUAAAUAUGUAGGCCUAUAUAAAGUUCUGCUAUGGAGGACAUAAGUAUUUAUUUUGUGCUCUUUAUUAUAAAAAAUGCCACAAACAGAGCACGAAAACAUUGGGCUAUUAUAGGCUUCAACACCACCACUAAACCCAUAUGAAACAAUAUCAAAUAGCAUAGCCUCGAUACAUCUUAUGGGCAUAUACAGCAGUACAGUAGUAGACACAAAAUACAUAAGGGCUUAUUUUACAGACUUAUAUUCUUUUAUUAAACUGGCUCCUCUGAAAUUGGUGCAAAGCUAGUGCAAAUCGUAUCAAUAGGUUGGCAGUUGUGUUAACGGCAGUGGGCAAAAGUUUCUCACCAGGGCACAGUGUACACCUUACACUCACAUUCCUCCACCUAAUGGGAAUACCGGUACCUCCAUCCCUCUAAGGUUAGCGUUGGCUGCUUCUCGCAUGAUUGCUCUUCAUGCUUAAAGCCUCUGUCACAUACAGUCCAUGGGGAGCUUGUGACUAUUGUGCAAGCGCGUAGCUGAGAAAGCAGUGUCGCUCUCAAAUCUGUCCCUGGGAAAAGUAACGUUUAGUAGUAGCGUGUUACACUAUUUUUUACCCAAAAAGUAGUUAUGUUCAAUACUUUAACGUGCUACUUUGUAACGCGUUACACACAACACUGAUGAUGCAGUGUUCAAACAUGCUAUUCCUGUAGACAACCUUUAGCCCAAUUACAUGGAAAUAUAAAUCAGGUUUAUAGGCCAAGUAUACUUGCAUAUACGAGGAAUUUGUGUUCUGCAUUUUACCCAUCAGGGGGUAGUGUACAACACACCCACAUACAGUGUACACCCAUUCAAACACACACACCCUCAGAGCAGUGAGCACACAUACACACCCGGAGCAGUGGGCAGCCAUAAUCUUGGCGCCCAGGGAGCAGUUGGGGGUUAGGUGCCUUGCUCAAGGGCACCUCAUCCGUGGAUGUGGGAGAGUGCUGUUCAAUCAUUUUUCCUAUCACCCUUUGGUCAAAAGUCUGAUUCACUAACCAGUAGGCCACAGAUGCCCCUACAUGCCUGCAGGUUUAAAAUGCCUGGUUACAUGCCUGGUUUAAAACAGGCGUUUUGAGUUAAGUCUAUAUUUAGCUUAUUGAAUAACUUGAUGUUAGAGAAGACAAACCAUUUUGUGGAAUGAUGCAUCAUCGUAUGAUAUUUGCAAUGAUGUGACUCAAAAACAGUUUCAGGUAGCCUAUAAGUGACCU
Messenger RNA from Alosa sapidissima (American shad), 2359 nucleotides. RefSeq names its product NME/NM23 nucleoside diphosphate kinase 4 (gene nme4). The coding region runs from base 292 to 876 and encodes 194 amino acids. Gene Ontology annotation, molecular function: nucleoside diphosphate kinase activity. Gene Ontology annotation, biological process: UTP biosynthetic process; CTP biosynthetic process; GTP biosynthetic process. Lineage: Eukaryota; Metazoa; Chordata; Actinopteri; Clupeiformes; Clupeidae. The record is from RefSeq and is a predicted model, not a curated record. The transcript has 5 exons.